Molecule: messenger RNA, 3066 nt
Organism: Spizellomyces punctatus DAOM BR117
Lineage: Eukaryota; Fungi; Chytridiomycota; Chytridiomycetes; Spizellomycetales; Spizellomycetaceae
Exons: 3
Coding region: 1-3066 (1021 amino acids)
Source: RefSeq, a predicted model, not a curated record
AUGACCUUGAUAUUCAAUCCCAUCGAAGAUAAAAACGUUCGCGUGGGGACAAAAAACUAUGUGAAGAUGAUGAGGAAACUAGUUGCCGGUGACUUCAACCGCAAGGGCUGGACAAGGGAACGAAAAGUGGCCCUUGAAGACUUGAUGAUUGAGCGUUUGCCCCUAUUCCUACUUGAAGAACAAGAAAAAAGAAGAGAUGCGGCUCGUAAGGCCCAGGCAACUCGUACUGCCCCACAGAGACAAGCCAUUGCUCGUAAGGCCACUGUUACUCUGAGGCGCAAAAAAAUGGAGCAUGAUCAGGAUCUCGCUCGCGAAAUGGCCGCUCAAAAGGCCAGGCGUUCUGCGGCUGCCAAACAGGCAGCCGAGACGCGUCGCUCCAAUCAAACGGUUGCUGAUUAUGCUAUUGAAUGGGUACAUCUUCUCUACUGGUGUGAGCAUAAUGAUUCACAAUUUUAUCGAGAACGCCAAUAUACAGAAGGAAACAGAUUUGCCAAGUCAAAAGAUUCUCGCUAUGUGCAAGUGCAAGCACUACGCGCAGAGAAAGGAGAUGCUUGGAUGCAUGACAUUGCAUGGAAAGAGGAUGAGUUUGAGGAAAAAUUCAGCAAUGUUGAAAAUGCAUGCUUCCGAGAAUCAUUGUCGAGACAAAUGAACCAUGUGUUCCCACAUGUCCGAGGUCAAUUGACUUUGGAGAAAACAAAACAAUUGAUUGAAGCGUACGAAACAGAACAUGGUAUACUGGUCUUGAAUACAGAGUCUGACUACAAUGACAAUUUCAUCAUUCUCGAAACCGUUGUGUUAUCCCGCGUUAAUCUCUCCAAUGGAGUGAAACUGGAUGAGAUGAUGCUCUUUGACGAGCAACAAGAGGAUGGAAUGAUUAUUCGUCCUGACAGUCUUCCAGAAGGUCAAUGUCUAAUCAAUGCUGUGAGAAAUGUUUGGGCUUAUGGAAGCAAACGGGCUCAAAGGAAAGGAUGUCGAGAAAUUCUAGAUGACAAAUGGCUAAUGAAUGCGAUGAAGAUAGACUCACUUGAUAAUGGUGCCAAUUUGAAACAUUUGAACAAUUUGAACGAAGAAAUGCUCAAAUUGGGAUAUGUGGGUUCAUACUACUGCAUCGACCUUUGUAAAGCAUUUGUGUCUAGAAUGCAGUAUUUGCAGGAUGAUAUUGCAGAUUUGUCGAAACGCAUGAAGAAAGAUGUCGGUAAAGACUGGAAGUUCAAGUGGACAUUACCUCCUUUGUAUGGUUUUAUUUACAACAAUCAUUUCUCGGAAAUAUGCGACGAGAAAUUGCAAAAAUCCUUGCGAGAAAGAACCACAGCCCAGAGAGUGCAAUCGGAACACGCUGACACAAAAAGGAAACGGGGUUCCAAGGGGAAGACUGAAGAAGAAGAUGAAGAUGAAGAAGAGUACGAAGAAGAUUAUGUGUUCAUUGACAGAGGCAAUGUCGAAGAAAUUGUGAAGAACAUUUUGCACCGGGAAGUGGAUGGCAACGUACAAAGUUCGACUGAUGGGUGGAGGACCAUUUACCUGCUCAAAGACUGCAAGGACUUUUUUGUCAUGGAAUCAGUCUUCUUAGAAUACAUCAAACAAACUCAGAAGAUUCCACAGUGUUAUCGUACCAGCAUGUAUGAGAUGCCUCUCCCCUAUCCGGUAUUCUCGUUCUUUGAUACUGUUGAGCCUUACGAUGCUGCAAAAAGUGACUUUGGUAAAAUGGCAGGUUUGUACUUUGUCAAGACAAGGAAUGUCAUACCUUGCGAAGGCGAUGGAUGGUACGUCAAUGCUAUCGUUGAUAAGUUAUGCAAAGAGAACAUCCAGCAUGAGAUUACACACAUGAUUCUUGCUAGCCGUGCCCUCCCUGGAAACUAUUUCUGCAAGUACAUCAAUCUGAUGGUAGGAGCACUCGGAAGCAAGGGUGCGAAACUACCAAUCAACGGUCUUGUAGGACUGUUUGGGAUGAAAUUCAGUAAAAGAUACUUCAAAUCUGUAUUCUUCCCGACACAGGAAGAAGCCGUAGACUAUUUUCAAAAAUGGCAAGCCGAAGGUCAAUGGAACGCUGCAAUAACACAGAAGUUUUUUCGUGAUUUACACGGUCUUGACUUGUUUCAAACAACAGCGUAUCAAAACGUCAAAACAUUUGACUCCCAUCGCCCAAUACGCAAGCAAAUCAUGGAUUAUGCAAACUGUCUCUUAUACGACAUGAUUAAGGAAACGGUCGGUGGAAUUGAUAAAGUCUUGGCCGUCAAAACCGACUGUAUUGUCGUAAGGAAGCAAGAUGCUUUCAUAAAUCACUUAUGGAAAUAUCAUAUUCCAGAGGACUUACCAGAGUUGCAUAAGGACAUCAAUACUGCACGACGAGCCGACACUGGAGUCCGACAACGUUGGAUAAACAGAGUCGAUUUACGUAUUUGCAAAGGCGACGAUGGGGUACAAAUGUUUUUGGAUGCUAUCAGAGUUGGUCAAUCUGCCAGGAUACAAGGAGAUGGCAGUUGCGGCAAGUCCGUUCUCUUGAAAGGACUUGAAAAAUAUUUCAUCAAGCAGGGCAGAAAGGUUCUUGUCAUAGCACCAACGAAUGCCGCUGCCAAUAGGGUUAAAGGAAAAACAAUUCACAAAGGAUUGAAAAUCGGUCAGGGGGAUGAAAUUGCCCAUCUGAAAAACAAUAUCCCGAAUGUUCUACUUAUAGAUGAAAUUUCCCAAAUCCCUUCCUAUCUAUGGAAUAUCAUAUAUAUUUACAAGCAAAUGGGAUGUCGGGUGUUCCUUGUCAGAGAUUCAAAACAACUACCUCCUGUUGAACCAUGGGAAAACAUUCUUUCUGAUGACUAUCUAGAGACCAAACUUGUGGCAGAUAUUGCUGAUGGCAAUUACAUCAGGCUUACGGAAAACCAUCGUUUUCUUAAUGACCCAACAAAUGAGAUGCAUAAACUGACCGCAUCGAUUCUAAAUGAAGGAACUGAUGUUGUUUUCCCAGACAGCAUGUAUGUGGAGAAUGAAAGUGAAAUACUGGACUUUAGAUUGAAUAUCGCAUUUACAAAUCAAGUUUUUCACCUCUUCGAAGAUACCAUUCAGCAAGAAUAA